UCUUUGCACUGCUAUCCACUAAUGUCUGGUUCUUCCACAGUUCACAGACACAUGAAAAUCUUCAACACACCCAGCAACUCCAGCACCAUCACUGGCUUCAUCCUCCUGGGCUUCCCUUGCCCCAGGGAGGGGCAGAUCCUCCUCUUUGUGCUCUUCUCUGUUGUCUACCUUCUGACCCUCAUGGGCAAUGGUUCUAUCAUCUGUGCUGUGCGCUGGGAUCAGAGACUCCACACCCCCAUGUACAUCCUGCUUGCCAACUUCUCCUUCCUGGAGAUCUGGUAUGUCACCUCCACGGUCCCCAACAUGCUGGCCAAUUUCCUGUCUGACACCAAGGUCAUCUCCUUCUCUGGGUGCUUCCUCCAGUUCUACUUUUUCUUCUCCUUGGGUUCUACAGAAUGCUUUUUCCUGGCAAUUAUAGCAUUUGAUCGAUACCUUGCCAUCUGCCAGCCUCUACAUUACCCGACUCUUAUGACUGAACGUCUCUGCAACAUCCUUGUGGGGAGCUGCUGGGUACUUGGUUUCCUCUGGUUCCUAAUUCCUAUAAUUGUCAUUUCUCAAAUGACCUUCUGUGGAUCUAGGAUUAUUGACCACUUCCUAUGUGACACAGGUCCUCUAUUAGCCCUCACCUGUACCAGAGCCCUGGUAAUAGAGAUGGCUAGUUCUACCUUGAGUUCUCUCCUUUUAUUUAUUCCCUUUCUCUUCAUUGUGGGGUCCUAUGCUCUGGUCCUGAAAGCUGUGUUCAGGGUCCCUUCAGCAGCUGGAAGAAGAAAGGCUUUUUCUACCUGUGGGUCCCAUCUGGCUGUGGUUUCUCUUUUCUAUGGCUCAGUGAUGAUCAUGUAUGUGAGUCCAGCAUCUGAACAUGAAGCUGGAAUGCAGAAGAUUGUGACUUUGUUUUAUUCUGUGAUUACUCCACUCAUCAACCCUGUAAUAUACAGUUUGAGGAAUAAAGACAUGAAACAUGCAAUGAAGAAAUUCCUGGGUACACAAAAUUGA
Molecule: messenger RNA, 993 nt
Organism: Carlito syrichta (Philippine tarsier)
Lineage: Eukaryota; Metazoa; Chordata; Mammalia; Primates; Tarsiidae
Product: olfactory receptor 11G2-like
Exons: 1
Coding region: 22-993 (323 amino acids)
Biological process (GO): G protein-coupled receptor signaling pathway
Cellular component (GO): membrane
Molecular function (GO): olfactory receptor activity; G protein-coupled receptor activity
Source: RefSeq, a predicted model, not a curated record